This is a messenger RNA of Limulus polyphemus (Atlantic horseshoe crab), 1758 nucleotides long. RefSeq names its product uridine-cytidine kinase-like 1. The annotation marks the transcript as partial. The record is from RefSeq and is a predicted model, not a curated record. The transcript is spliced from 12 exons. Lineage: Eukaryota; Metazoa; Arthropoda; Merostomata; Xiphosura; Limulidae.
GUUAUCCUCAACAGAGAAUCAUCUUGAUCAGCCACCUCCAGCCCCUUUUAUUCAGUUGGUUACUCGACUUUGUGAGGUUUUGGGGGUCUCUCAUAUGGCAUUUGACUCUACUCCUUUCUUGUUGGCAGAGAGGACGGAUCUUCAGCUUGGGCGGACCAUCAACAACAGCAUCAGUGACUAUCCCAUGGGUCGGGGAGAAAAAUUACAUUACUUUCUGGACAUCUGUAGGUCUUUCACAAGGGAUCCAUGGGUACACCAUGUUCUGGCUUCAGGGUUGAUCAUUCAGUUUACAUCACCUCCACUAUUAUCAGCACAACCUGUUGCCUUUUCAACUUCAACAAAUCCAUGGCUAGUGAAACUUUGUUCCCAGGCCAUAAGAGGGUUUGGAAUCUUUUCUCUACUUCCGAUGGCACUCUACAUCAGGGCUCUGGAUGAACAAGUUCGAUGUUACCAACGCUUAUCUCCAUAUUCCCAUAGCGAAAUCUUCCCGGAGAUUUCUCAGAUUUGUGCACAAGGGUCAGGGAGCAAUAUAGUUGAUUGCAAUUGGUGGUUGGGUCGGAACAACACAACUAUUGGAGUACCCAUUCCACCACCUCCACCCAAUAUUCAUCUGUUCACAGAUGCAUUUUUUCAGGGAUGGGGAGCUUAUCUUCAAGGUCAGGAGUUCCAGGGUAUUUGGACGGAAGACGAGUCUACCUUUCAUAUCAACAUUCUCAAUCUCCUUGCAGUACACUGGGCAAUGGGUCAAGGAGGAGAAAACCAUAUAGCAAUCAACUUGAUUGUUCAACAUGUUCAUACCCAGUUACAGCUUAGGGGAUUGAAAUUGAGAUCUAAACUUGCCCACACCCAUAUUGGCCAACCACUCCCAAACACGCUGCACAUAAUGCCUUCCACACCUCAGAUUUUGGGCAUGCAUACUUUUAUCAGAAACUGUGAGACAUCACGAGACGAAUUCAUUUUUUAUUCAAAACGCCUUAUGAGGUUGUUGAUAGAGUAUGCUCUCUCUUUACUUCAGUUUAGAGAUGUAAUUGUGGAAACCCCUCAAGGUUGUACUUACCAUGGUAAAAGAAGUACUGUUCAAAAGAUUUGUGGAGUAUCCAUUAUGCGUGCAGGAGAAACAAUGGAACAGGCUCUCCGUGAUUGUUUGAAAGAUGUGCGAUUGGGUAAAAUUUUAAUCCAAACCAAUUUAGACACAGGAGAGCCAGAGUUGUACUACUUACGUUUACCCAGGGAUAUUAAAGAUUAUCAGAUUAUUUUGAUGGAUGCGACAGUUGCUAGUGGUGCUGCAGCCAUGAUGGCAACACGGGUAUUGUUGGAUCAUGAUGUUCCAGAAGAUAACAUUCUGUUCUGUUCCUUAUUAGCUGCAGAAUCAGGUGUUCAUACAAUUGCCUAUGCUUUUCCAAAAGUCCAUAUUGUGACUACAGCAGUUGAUCCAGAAGUGAAUAAAAAAUUUUACAUCUUACCAGGAAUUGGUAAUUUUGGUGAUCGAUACUUUGGCACUGAGGCAUCGUAGAGUAGGAGCAACAUUCUGUUGAAAUAAAAAUGUUCCAUCCCAUAAAUGUAGGAGAUAAGUUUACAGUUUUUUUUUAAGUAGUCACAGAAAAUAAUUUACUAAACUCAUACAACGUGUGUUUAAAAUCUAGUCUUGCCAUGUUCAACCAUAGCUCUUAUAAUGCUAGUUUUGUUGUUUACACAGCAGAUAUUAUAUAUAUAUAUAUAUGAGAGACAGGCAUAUUUGUUUUACAGUUUCUUUAAACC